Molecule: messenger RNA, 621 nt
Organism: Colletotrichum graminicola M1.001
Lineage: Eukaryota; Fungi; Ascomycota; Sordariomycetes; Glomerellales; Glomerellaceae
Product: cupin domain-containing protein
Exons: 1
Coding region: 1-621 (206 amino acids)
Source: RefSeq, a predicted model, not a curated record
AUGUCGUCCUCUGGAGCUGUCCCCGCUCCCGAGGAACUCCCUCUAGGCCCUGUCCGACGGCACAUAACCACGCACGACGCCAACGGCCGCGCCGUCUACUCGGACGCCUUCCCCUUGGAAGUAACGCCGGACCCUCUGCCCAACAUGCUCUUUCAUACCUGCUACACGACCUCCGAGUCGCCUGUCAGGAUGAAUGACGACAAGGAUCUAGCCGAGUACGGCCCGCAUCACCCGCGCAUGCCGACUCUGCACCUGCCCUCGGGCUCCGUGCUGCGCGUCGUUGACUUUGGUCCGCAUACGGAGCCCAUGAUGCACCGCACCGAGUCGUGCGACUACGGCAUCGUGCUCAAGGGCGAGGUUGAGUGCCACCUCGACGACGGCGCCGUGAGGACGCUGGGAGAGGGUGACAUCAUGAUCCAACGGGGCACGAUGCACGGGUGGAAGAACGCGACCGACAAGUGGGCGCGGGUAGUGUUUUGUCUGCAGCCGGCUGAGCCGGUACGGGUUGCGGGCCAGGUCAUGGAGGACGACAUCCCGUUCAUGAAGCUGGCGCCGGAGAGGCAGGCGGACUUUGAGAAGUUCAAGGAGGAGACGAAGAAGAAGGCGGGGAAAAGUGAUUGA